This is a messenger RNA of Mesitornis unicolor (brown roatelo), 876 nucleotides long. Its product is annotated as arylamine N-acetyltransferase, pineal gland isozyme NAT-3. The record is from RefSeq and is a predicted model, not a curated record. The coding region runs from base 4 to 876 and encodes 290 amino acids. The transcript has a single exon. Lineage: Eukaryota; Metazoa; Chordata; Aves; Mesitornithiformes; Mesitornithidae. Gene Ontology annotation, molecular function: acetyltransferase activity.
CAUAUGGACAUCAAGGAGUAUUUCACCAGAAUUUCUUACUGGGGCACCUACGAGAAGCCGGACCUGCCCACCUUGACAGACAUAUUCCAGCACCACAUCCGAGCAGUUCCUUUUGAGAACCUCAGCAUCCACUGUGGGGAAAGCAUCGAGCUGGACCUGGAAGCAACUUACAACAAGAUAGUGAGGAGGAACCGUGGGGGCUGGUGCAUGGAAAACAACCACCUUUUAUUUUGGGUCCUGAAAACCCUUGGCUACAACGUCACCCUUCUGGGAUCAAAAGUUUAUGUCCCAGAGUACGACACGUAUGCAGAUGAAAUUGAUCAUCUGCUGCUAAAAGUGGUGCUUGAUGACAAAUCCUACAUCGUGGAUGGUGGGUUUGGGAUGGCCUACCAGAUGUGGAAGCCAAUGGAGCUGAUUUCAGGGACAGACCAGUUGCAGACUCCUGGGGUCUUCCGCUUCCUGGAGGAGAGCGGGAUCUGGUACCUGGAGAAGGUGAAAAGGAAGCAGUGGGUUCCAAAUCAAAGCGUCUCCACUUCCCAUAACGUGGACAGAGAAGUUUGCCGUCGGGUUUAUCUCUUUACCCUUCAGCCACGAGACAUCGAAGAGUUCAGAGUCCGCAACGCCCACCUGCAGACAGCGCCAGACUCGCUGUUUGUGACCAAGUCCAUCUGCAGUCUGCAGACAAUGGAUGGCAUCCGGGCGCUGGUGGGCUGGAAACUCACCGAGAUAGAGUACAAUUACAAGGAUAAUACGGAUCUGGUAGAAAUCACCAUCGUCGCAGAUGAAGAAAUGGAGAAAACACUGAAAGAGAAAUUCAAUAUAACGCUAGACAAGAAAUUUGUACCCAUCAAUAUGAGCAGGUUGUCUCUGUUUUAA